AUGUCCAGGAUUGGUGAAAAGAAAAGGAAGUCUAUUAAUUCAAUGAAAGCGCUGGAUCGGGAUCGAGCUGCUUGGCAAGUCAGGCGUGGCAUGAAGAGCCUUGGAGUGCUCUUCAGCUGUGCCUGGGCCGCUGUGGCCAUUCGGGUUGACUGGCCGGUGAAGAAGUCCUGCGAGACCCCGGGAGACAUAGUCAUCGGCGGCCUCAUGAUGGUGCACGAGAGAGAGGAUACUGUCGUCUGCGGCCCUGUCAUGCCGCAAGGAGGUCAGUAA
This is a messenger RNA of Nezara viridula (southern green stink bug), 270 nucleotides long. Lineage: Eukaryota; Metazoa; Arthropoda; Insecta; Hemiptera; Pentatomidae. The record is from the annotation of a GenBank genome assembly.